AUGGCGGAGAGUUCGAGCAAUAUUUAUGAUAUAAAUGGAGCACAUUUUGAUCCGGAAUUGUAUAUACAAAAAUUGACCAAGGAGUAUAGGCUAAAACAAAUUAUGGAUCAUGAAGAAGAAAUAAGAAGAAAUACCCAAGUAUUACACUCUGAAAUGCAAACGCUAGUUUAUGAAAAUUAUAAUAAAUUUAUUGCUGCUACUGAUACUAUUAGAAAGAUGAAAACCGAUUUUAAAGAAAUGGAAGAAAGCAUGGAUUCACUGACGACGAAUAUGGACAAUAUUACAAUGUUUUCCGACCAAAUAUCAUCAACGCUCCAAGAUACAAGACAGCAAAUAUCAAGACUGUCAUCUGUGCAUGCAUUGUUAAAACGCUUACAAUUUUUAUUUAAAUUACCUAGUAAUUUAAAAGACCGUAUGAAUGAAGGAAAUUAUGCCCAAGCCGUACAAGACUACAUCCGCGCUCAACGAGUCCUAAACAAAUACGGCCACAUGCCGUCCUUCCACGGGAUCCAAAAAGACUGCGAAGAAAUAGUAGAAGAGCUAAAAACCCAACUACGAAUGCAAUUCCACCGCCGAGACGCGACCACAAAAUCCCUAACGGAGAGUGUCGACUUACUCUUGCGCCUCAAAGAACCAGCUGAUUCUUUGUGCGAGGAUUUUCUAACCCACGCUGACAAUAGGCUGUCGGAAAAAUUAGAAACCUUGAAAGACAUGUGCGAGAACGACAUCAUCGAGUUCGUAGACGCCGGGAGCUCCGGGUACCUCUCAGACUUGAGCUUAAUAGUUGCGUCUUACAACGACAUGUUCAUCAACAGACCCCGCACUAAUGAAGACGACAUUGAUAUUGACGAUUUAGACGCCAAUGUAAUGAUCCGGUUGGACAAAUUCGUGGUGUCUAAUAUGAACAAGUACUUUGAAUUAGUAAAAAAAAGAGUGGAGGGUGUCUCAGACACAGCGAUCCUCGUCCGAGCUUUGGACAGAUUCUACCGUCGCCUCCAAGCGAUGAACAUCCUCUGCAGCGGAGCAGACUUUGCUAAUACCGGAAUAGAAAUUUUAAUUAAUUCGGGAAGAAAACAGUGUCGGAGUCACUUGAACAGCUUGAAGCAGCAUUUAAACGAAACUUUGGCAAAAGUUAGGCAGACUUUGGCUGCUAAAAUAUCUUCUGACAACGACGGAGGAUUAACGGAGCUCCAGGCGAUGCUCUUGAUGCCGACAAUUGAAAAAAUAAAAGGAAUUCUUCAAGAUUUGUCCGCUUUUUUGCAGUCUGAUUUGUCCUUUAGUUUAAAGCCGCAAUUUUUGGAGACUUUUUGCGUUGAAGAAGUCAGAGAAGGACUCGUUGUUGGACUCCUUCAUCACUUAACAGCUGUCGCAAGUGGGUUUUGCACCAGGUCUGAUGUUCCAAAAUAUCCCGCGACGCUCUUGCUGCUGCUUAGCAAGAUGUGCAUUGAAUUUAAAGAUUCAAGCAUUCGCUAUUUGAUUUCCACUACUGAUGACAUGUUCAAUGUUGAAGCCUACGCUGCUUCGGUCAGCGCGCUCACUUCUGAGCAAGAUAUUUGCAAUGAGUUUUCUAGAGCUGGUCAAGAUCUUCUGAAUCACUAUGUCAGGCUUCAAGGCCUGGCUGUUUCGCAGAUGCUCAGGAAGUCUGUUGAAACUAGAGAUUGGCUGCAUACUAUUGAGCCCAGGACGGUGCGGGCGGUUAUGAAGCGCGUUGUUGAGGAUAUUACUGCGAUUGAUGCGCAGGUUUCGGUGCUCUAUGAUGAUAAUGAUGGACAGGUUGAUAGGAGCAGCGAUAGCAGUCGGAAGACUCACAGUAUUAGCGUUUCGAGGCAACAGUAUCGGUCAAAUUGGUCAUCGUACACUCCCAGUCAGCUUGAUUCAUCGCUUGUUAGUAAUAUUCACAAGCUGUUCUCGGAAAGAAUUGAAAUCUUUGCUCCGGUUCAGUUUACUAAGUCGUCGAUUUUAACUGGGAUUAUUAAAAUAAGUUUGAAGACUUUUCUCGAGUGCGUAAGACUGCGGACUUUCAGCAAGUACGGGCUCCAGCAGAUCCAGGUCGACACUCAUUACCUACAACUCUAUCUAUGGCGAUUUGUUGCAGAUGAAAAUCUGGUGAAUUUUCUACUAGAAGAAAUUCUCAGUAGCGCUUUCCACCGGUGCCUUGAGCCUAGUCCAAUGGAGCCCAGCGUUGUCGACAUAAUAUGCGAACGUGGAUAA
Cotesia congregata is the source of this 2211-nucleotide messenger RNA. Lineage: Eukaryota; Metazoa; Arthropoda; Insecta; Hymenoptera; Braconidae. The record is from the annotation of a GenBank genome assembly.